AUGUCGUCCUACGACGAGGUCGACCUCGAGGACAUGGAAUGGAACGCGGAGCUCGGCGCGUUCACGUACCAGUGCCCGUGCGGGGACCUGUUUCAGAUCAGCCCCGAGGAGCUGCGCGCGGGGGAAGAGAUCGGGCACUGCCCGUCGUGUUCGCUCGUCAUCACCGUCGUGUACGAGCCGGAAGACCUGAAAACGCUCAUACCGGAGGGGUUUUGA
Molecule: messenger RNA, 216 nt
Organism: Micromonas pusilla CCMP1545
Lineage: Eukaryota; Viridiplantae; Chlorophyta; Mamiellophyceae; Mamiellales; Mamiellaceae
Exons: 1
Coding region: 1-216 (71 amino acids)
Source: RefSeq, a predicted model, not a curated record